AAAAGCUUUCGCAGAUCGAAGGGAAAGAUGGCCAAGGACGCGGUGACCGUGCAAGUACCGUCGCAAGACCCGAAGAAGAAGACGAGCGACGAGCCCGUUCCCGGGAAGCAGAAGGACCCGACGGCCAACGACAAGGUGGCGGACCCCGAGGACCUCUCGGAAGAGGACAAGCAGCUCAAGGAAGACCUCGAGAUGAGCGUUGCGCGCAUCUGCGACCCGGCCGAGCAGACCGGCGUCAAGACGCACGCGCUCGAGACGCUCCGCCAGCUCAUCCGCACGGCCACGUCGAGCAUGACGUCGGUGCCCAAGCCGCUCAAGUUCCUUCGGCCGCACUACGACGUGCUCAAGACGUCGUACGCUACGAUCACGACGCAGAAGGAGCUUGCCGACAUCUUGGCCGUCCUGGCCAUGACGAUGGCCCCCGAAGGCUCGCGCGAAAGCCUUCACUACAAGCUCAAGGGCAACUCGACUGAGCUCGGCCUUUGGGGCCACGAAUUCGUGCGGUCGCUGGCUGGCGAAGUCGGCGAGGAAUACACGGCGCGCGUCACCGGCCCAACGGCGCGACGGCCAAGGUCGACGACCUUAUGGCGAUGGUCGAUGCCAUCGUGCCUUUCCACAUGCAGCACAACGCCGAGCCGGAGGCGAUCGAUAUUCUCAUCGAGGUCCAAAAGCUGGACAAGCUUCUUGAAUCCAAGGAAAUCGACGACAAGAACUACCAGCGUGUGUGCUUGUACCUCUUGGCGUGCGCCGACUUUAUGUCGGACCCGGACGACCUCCAGACGUUGCUGCAGACCGCGUACGCUGUCUACAUCCGCGUCGAGCAGUACCCGGACGCGCUCCGCGUCGCGCUUCGCAUGGGCAGCGAAGAGCUCGUCGCCGACGUCUUCUCCAAGUGCACCAACACGGCGACGCGCCACCAGAUGGGCUACAUUCUUGGCCGCCAGCGCUUUUGCUUUGAAGACGAGCACGACGCGUCGGCCAACGACAUGAUUAGCAACACAGACUUGAGCGACAAGUUUUUGGCGCUCGCGCGUGACCUCGAUGUCGUCGAGGCCAAGACGCCCGAAGACAUUUACAAGUCGCAUUUGAGCGAGACGGGCAGCGUGGCCCGCGGCCGCGACUCGAACGCGCCGACGGACUCUGCGCGCGCGAACCUUGCGUCGACCUUUGUCAACGCGUUUGUCAACGCUGGCUACGGCACAGACAAGCUCAUGACGGUCGAGGGCAACAACUGGCUCUACAAGAACAAGGAGCAUGGCAUGACGAGCGCGGCCGCGUCGCUCGGUAUGAUCAUGCUCUGGAACGUCGAGGAAGGCAUUACGCAGAUCGACAAGUUCCUCUACUCGGGCGACCACCACAUCAAGGCCGGCGCGAUCCUCGGUGUCGGCAUCGUCAGCGCUGGCAUCCGCAACGAGUGCGACCCCGCGCUCGCGCUCCUCGCCGAACACGUCGACUCUGGCAACUGCUCGAUCCGGUGCGCCUCGUGCCUCGGCCUCGGCAUCGCCUACGCUGGCUCGUCGCGCGAAGACGUCUCGGAGCUGCUAAUCCCGGUCGUGUCGCACGCCGAUGAGAACGCGGAUAUCCAAGAGGUGGCAUACGCGGCGCUCGCGCUCGGCAUGGUCGAGGUCGGCACGUGCGACGAAGAGGCCGGUAGCGUCAUCAUGCAGCGCCUCAUGGAGAGCACGGACGCGGAGCUCGACUCGUCGUGCGCCCGCUUCCUCUGCCUCGGCCUCGGCUUGCUCUACCUCGGGCGCCAAGAACGCGUCGACGCGAUGCUCGAAGCGGCCAAGACCAUCUCGCACCGCAUCUCCAAGUACCUCUCGAUCACGCUCGAGACGUGUGCGUACGCGGGUACGGGCAACGUGCUCAAGGUGCAGUCGCUCCUCCGCGAGUGCGCCACGCACUAUAUUGAAGACGUCAAGGAAGGCGCGCACCAGAGCGCGGCGGUGCUCGGUAUCGGUCUUGUCGCAAUGGGCGAGAACGUGGGCACGGAGAUGGCGAUGCGCACGUUUGACCAUCUGCUGCAGUACGGCGAGGUGAACGUCCGUCGCGCGGUGCCGUUGGCUCUGGCGCUCUUGAGCAUCUCGAACCCCGAGUACACGCUCAUUGACACGCUCUCGCGCCUCACGCACGACGUGGACGCGGGCGUCGCGCAGAGUGCGAUUCUCGCGCUGGGUCUGGCGUCGGCCGGUACCAACAACUCGCGCGUCGCCGGUCUCUUGCGCCAGCUCUCGGAGUUUUACAGCCGCGAAGCCAACCACUUGUUUGUCACACGCAUCGCACAGGGGCUGCUGCACAUGGGGAAGGGUCUCAUCACGCUGCACCCGUUCCACUCGGACCGCCUCAUCAUGUCGCGCGUCGCCGUUAGCGGCCUCCUCGCCGUCCUCCACGCGUCGCUCGACAUGGAAAAGACGAUUUUCGACAACUCGCACUACUUUUUGUACUGCAUUGUCACGGCGAUGCAGCCGCGCAUGCUCAUUACGGUCGACGAAGACGGCAACCCGCUGCCUGUCUCGGUCCGCGUCGGUCAAGCGGUCGAAGUCGUCGGGCAGGCGGGCCGUCCCAAGUCCAUCACGGGGUUCCAGACACACAACACGCCCGUUUUGCUCAACGUCAAGGACCGUGCCGAGCUCGCGACGGACGAAUACCUCGCGCACACCAACGUCCUGGAGGGAGUUGUCAUUUUGCGCAAGAACCCCGACUUCAAGCCCGACGCCUAAGGAGCUGCGUUCAUUUGUAUAGCGUCACACUUCAACUACCUACCCUUUGUGCCUGC
Messenger RNA from Saprolegnia parasitica CBS 223.65, 2776 nucleotides. RefSeq lists its product as hypothetical. NCBI's taxonomy places the organism in Eukaryota, Oomycota, Saprolegniomycetes, Saprolegniales, Saprolegniaceae. The record is from RefSeq and is a predicted model, not a curated record. The transcript has 5 exons. Gene Ontology annotation, biological process: proteasome-mediated ubiquitin-dependent protein catabolic process. The coding region runs from base 585 to 2720 and encodes 711 amino acids. Gene Ontology annotation, cellular component: nucleus; proteasome storage granule; proteasome regulatory particle, base subcomplex.